Orbilia oligospora ATCC 24927 is the source of this 423-nucleotide messenger RNA. RefSeq lists its product as uncharacterized. Gene Ontology annotation, molecular function: structural constituent of ribosome. The coding region runs from base 1 to 423 and encodes 140 amino acids. The record is from RefSeq and is a predicted model, not a curated record. NCBI's taxonomy places the organism in Eukaryota, Fungi, Ascomycota, Orbiliomycetes, Orbiliales, Orbiliaceae. Gene Ontology annotation, cellular component: mitochondrial large ribosomal subunit. The transcript has a single exon. Gene Ontology annotation, biological process: translation.
AUGGCGUCGAUACUUCUCCGCCGUGGCGCCUUCGCCGCUGCCCCUGCGGCUACAUCAGUUCUCUGGAGGACCACGGCUUCCUCCUCAAUAUUUUCCUUCCUAGUUCCCACCCUUGCUGUUGGCCUGAGAAUAAACAUCCCACCGAUUAUAUCAGAAAUCUGGGAGUCCAUCCUCAAGGCCGUCCCGAAAAAGAAACAGAGCCAUUCUCGAAAACGUAUGCGACAAUUGGCAGGAAAGGCUCUGCAGGAUAUCAAAGCUCUGAACGAAUGCCCAGGAUGCGGAUCUCUCAAACGGUCCCACCACCUUUGCCCGACAUGUGUGAAUGAGAUCAAGCAAAUGUGGAAGGAUGGGGUGGGAAUGGGCAGUUCCGGCACACCCACACCAUCGGGGCCUUCUGUCGGCGAUACCAAAAGUUCAAAUUAG